This is a messenger RNA of Sporothrix brasiliensis 5110, 1431 nucleotides long. RefSeq names its product extracellular rhamnogalacturonase. The record is from RefSeq and is a predicted model, not a curated record. Gene Ontology annotation, biological process: carbohydrate metabolic process. Gene Ontology annotation, molecular function: polygalacturonase activity. Bases 1 to 1431 code for a protein of 476 amino acids. The transcript is spliced from 3 exons. Lineage: Eukaryota; Fungi; Ascomycota; Sordariomycetes; Ophiostomatales; Ophiostomataceae.
AUGCUGCGGUCCAGCUUGCCUCACCGGCCACUGGCCAGGCUGGCCUUUACCUUUACAGUUCUUGUUACACUCAACCUUUUCAUUGCGCCCCAUUCCGUCCAUGCGCAGUUGCUGGGCCGUGUUGGACCAACGACAUCGACAGCCGCCAAGCGCGCAGCCAAGGUUUGCAGCGUUCUCGACCACGGCGCCACUGCUAGCAAGUCGUCCGACAUUGGUCCCGCACUCGUCGCGGCAUUUGCUGCUUGCAAGACAGGCGGCACAAUCUAUGUACCGCCCGGUGAGUAUGGCAUGUCGACGUGGGUGAGCCUCAGUGGUGGCCAGGGCUGGGCACUGCAGCUGGACGGCAUUAUCUACCGAACGGGCACCGCCGGCGGCAACAUGAUCUAUAUCGAGAAGGGCAAGGACGUCGAGAUUUAUAGCAGCACGUCGCAGGGCGCCAUCCAAGGCAACGGUUUCGAGUACCACAAGGACAACAAGAACGGCUGCCGGAUCCUGCGCCUGGCGCACAUGCAGGACUUUUCGGUCCACGAUAUUGCGCUCGUGGACUCGCCGCUAUUCCACCUGUUUAUGGACACGGUGACCGACGGAGAAAUAUACAACAUGAUCAUUCGGGGCGGUAGCAAAGGUGGACUAGACGGCAUCGACGUGUCCGGUUCCAACGUGUGGCUGCACGACAUCGAGGUGUCGAACCGAGACGAGUGUGUGACAAUCAAGGACCCGUCACAGCACAUGCUCAUUGAGAACAUAUACUGCAACUGGUCAGGCGGAUGUGCCAUGGGGAGUCUCGGCGGAAGCGCUAUCGACAUUCAUGAUAUUCGCUUUGACAAAGUCUACUCAGCCAACUGCAACCAGAUGUUCAUGAUCAAGUCCCACGGUGGCGGCGGCACCGUGCGAGACUGUUCGUUUAGCAAUUUUGUCGGGCGUCACAACGCCUAUACGCUCGACAUCGAUGCCAACUGGUCGCAGCUCAAGAAGGCAGCGGGCGACGGCGUUCUCUUCCGCGACCUCAACUUCACUGGCUGGCACGGUUCGUGCAGUGACGGAAAUCGGCGUGCGCCUGUCAAUAUUGUGUGUCCGGAUGCAAAGCCUUGCUUUGGAAUCCGUGUGAGCGAUUUUGCGGUGUGGACGGAAACAGGAUCGCGCGAACUGUACAAAUGCGCAAAUGCAUAUGGCGAAGGCGCAUGCCUGAAGGGAGGUGCAGCUGCAGGUGGAGGAUCGCUGGAUGGCUACGCUGUAACGACGAUGACGGUGCCAUCGGCACCGUCGGGCUGGAAUGCGCCGACCAUGGCAGCCGAUCUCACGACUCUGGGCUUGUCUAGUAGUAUUCCGAUUCCGGCGGUGCCGACCAGCUUUUUUCCUGGUGAGACGCCGUACAGCAAGUUGAUGGGCGGUGCUGCAGCAUCUGCAGCAGCAGCAAAAGACCGGCAGUGA